GGACUGCGGGUGACAGGAAAUGACAAAUAGGAAUGCUCUGUGCUGCGUCACGUGCCCAAAGUUUUACAAUGAUGGCGUUGAGCGCACUGAUGAUGGGCUCAGACAGACGUGUGUGAAGUCGGGUGGUGACUGCUAAUGGCUCGUUGUUCUCUGCUGCUCAUGGUGCUCGCCCUGGCUUCACUGCGGAUGGACGGGGCGAAGGCAGUAGUGUACAAAGAAAUAAAUCCUGCUAAUAUUCGCCUGAGGAUAAGAGAAGAAUCGGACAUCAUCAACGUGACAUGGAAGAAUCCCAACAGGAACAUUAAUGACCAGUGUUAUGAAAGUAACCUGCAAUAUAAGAGUCAAUGUGAUCUAGACUGGCUGGAUUUUGUUCUGCUUUCGUUCAAUUUCACACUCCAGCCUUUUGCGAAAGGCAGCGGGAGAAAUUACACAUUCAGAGUCCGGAUGAAGUACGCGUGUCUCUUCCGUAAUUGGAGCGCAUGGACGGCCGAGUCGCACUGGGGGAAGGGAGACAUUUUGGGCAGCUGCUUUGAGGCUAGCACCAACGCUCAUAUAGUAAUCGUUGUUAUUCCUGUGAUAUUCUUCCUGGUUUUUCUUGUGACACAAAAACAAAUAAGGAGACUCCUCCUGCCGAAGGUCCCUGAUCCAAAGCACAUGUAUGAAGACCUCCUGAAAAUUGAUCAGUCUCAGCUGGAGAAAACAUUUCAAGACCGCUCCGUCGAAUGUGUGACCCUGAAGAUUGAGAUCGUCCAUCCAGAGAAGGAGGAAGAGGGAGAGGAGGAAGGGGAGGAACAGAGCGAGCCGCCCGCUGAGGCUGGCCACACUGAACCGACCGCACUGACCCGGGACACAACGGCAGGGAAACCCACCUGCCCCUCAAACACUCCCGCUCACGCCCUGGCCCGCAACGGCUACGUCUACUGGUGAGCAGGUGAGAGAGGAGAGACACCGCA
This is a messenger RNA of Anguilla anguilla (European eel), 953 nucleotides long. RefSeq names its product cytokine receptor common subunit gamma. Lineage: Eukaryota; Metazoa; Chordata; Actinopteri; Anguilliformes; Anguillidae. Bases 136 to 927 code for a protein of 263 amino acids. The record is from RefSeq and is a predicted model, not a curated record. Gene Ontology annotation, molecular function: cytokine receptor activity; protein binding. The transcript is spliced from 6 exons. Gene Ontology annotation, cellular component: external side of plasma membrane. Gene Ontology annotation, biological process: cytokine-mediated signaling pathway.